AGGCCUCCUCCUCCUCCUCCUCCUCCUCCGGCUCCGCCUCCCUCAGCAGCGCACCCGGGCAGGGCCCAACACACGCGGGGCCCGAAAGUGGUGACAAUCGUAACCACUGUCUCUGAGGAGCAGGGGGCCCCGCCACAAAAGGUCUCCCAGGAGCCGGGGAGGGUGCCCGGGUGGCCGCCGAGGUGGUGUUUAACAUUUGGGACAGGCCGUCCUCAAAGCGAGGGGCUGCCCGCGAGGACGGCGCUGUCCUGGGACCGAGCGCCCCGUGCCACGGCUGCCGUGUGCGGAGAGGACCGACCGAGGCUGAAGGCCCGGUGUUUCGGUCUUGAACCUUUUGCAGUCCAUGUAGAUGAACGCUUGGAAAAUGGCACGGAGAUAGAAACACUGGUGGCGAUGGCUUGCGUGCGGGGCGGUACUGGUGGCGAUGGCUUGUCACUAGCGAUCACUUGUCUGCGAGUGUUUCCCCCGUUCGUGCCGUGCUGCAGUGCUCCUGCCACUCGUCGGUACAACUCCUACGUCUUCCGCUGUUUCCAGUUUCACAGAGGACUUCGCAAGCUGGUGUUCAGCCCCAAACCACAUACUCUUUGUUUUUUAACUACCUUUUCUCGCGCUGCGGCUCCUGUGAUAAUACGAUGUUGGCAAAGAUCUCUCCCGCCGUCGUGCCGCCACGCUGCCUUGCAGGAUCGGGGCCUAUUAUAGCCAACGGGAGAGAAACAGGGACGCUGACCAUGUACUAAAGGGGAAAUGGCAGUCAAACUACUAAAUAACAAAGUCUGACAACAUCACGAUGAAUUUGGAAGGCGGCUGAGAUGUUUCUGCAAGAAAACCUUCCAGUAAUAUAAUGCCCGAGCCUUGUUCAAUAGGGCUGUGGAUGAUUUGGCUGCGCUGCAGUAAAUACUCUCGGGCUUUCAAAAAUAUUUUCUUCAAUAUUUGUAAAUCAAGCAUAAUCUGAACUCUCAAGCUUUUAGGCCUGGGAUUUGCACGGAGGAUGCCAGCUUAAUUAUGGCUAUUGGAUUUGGCCUGAGACAGGGACAUAUUUAAAAAAAAAAAAUGUAGCUAUAGGUUAAAAAGAGUGUGUGCUUUAAGUGCAUCAAAAGCCUUUCUGAACACGCUUACAACGAGCACGCUAUGAACUACGAGCAGCUGUGCUUGUUUCGAAAGAGGAACCAUUUGCCAGCAGCAGAGCGGUGUGUGGGGACUGUUUUGAUUGUAACUCAAGAAAUACCAGCUGUCGAAAGCAGAGGCCGAGUGUCUCUCCUGAGAGUGUGACCCACGCCCCGCACUGAUUCCUGUUAGGGACUGAACUGGCUGCUAGGCAACUCUGUGACUCUCCCAUUCAGCGAUAGUCCAACAGCCUUUGAUUUGUUUCUAAAUCUCAUGCAGAUCAAUGAGACAGGAUGAAGUUAACAGACCCGUGUCUGAGUUCUGAAGGAGCUGAAGUUAUUUUAGCCACAUCAAGCGAUGAAAAAUAUCCCCCUGAAAACAUCAUUGAUGGAAAUUCAGAAACGUUUUGGACGACAACAGGAAUGUUUCCUCAGGAAUUCAUUAUCAGUUUCCAUAAAUGUGUAAGAUUCAGCAAACUCACAAUUCUAUGUUACUUAGUGCAGACUAUAAGGAUUGAAAAAAGCUUAUCUAUGGAUCCAGUAGAUUUUGAGAAGUGCGUUGAAAAAGAUCUUCAUUAUUCAGAAGGGGAGCUUCAAACGGAAGAAUUUUCAUUUCCUGAUUGCCAAGCUACCUACUUGCGAUUCAUCAUCAAAUCGGGCUUUGAUCACUUUGUGUCUGUGCAUAGGGUGAUGGUAGAUGGCAUGGCAGAAGACAUGUAAACCCCAGUUUACAUCAUUACCUGAAAACAUGUUGUGUAAUAACCUGUGUAUUCCUACUUGUAGCAUAAAGAAUAUUUAUUAUUAAAUCAUUACACUAAAAAGGAUGCUGAGAAUAUGGAUUGUUUUUUUUCCUAGCAGUUUAAUGUG
Messenger RNA from Alligator sinensis (Chinese alligator), 1970 nucleotides. It is a transcript of the gene IFT25, whose product is annotated as heat shock protein family B (small) member 11. Gene Ontology annotation, cellular component: intraciliary transport particle B; cilium; centrosome. The coding region runs from base 1398 to 1823 and encodes 141 amino acids. The record is from RefSeq and is a predicted model, not a curated record. NCBI's taxonomy places the organism in Eukaryota, Metazoa, Chordata, Crocodylia, Alligatoridae. Gene Ontology annotation, biological process: intraciliary transport. The transcript has 5 exons.